This is a messenger RNA of Erythranthe guttata (spotted monkey flower), 1133 nucleotides long. RefSeq names its product PsbP-like protein 2 (gene PNSL1). The record is from RefSeq and is a predicted model, not a curated record. NCBI's taxonomy places the organism in Eukaryota, Viridiplantae, Streptophyta, Magnoliopsida, Lamiales, Phrymaceae. Gene Ontology annotation, molecular function: calcium ion binding. Gene Ontology annotation, biological process: photosynthesis. Gene Ontology annotation, cellular component: photosystem II oxygen evolving complex; extrinsic component of membrane; photosystem II.
AACAAAUAAUAUAGUUUUUGUGGCCAGUCAAAAAUUGCAUGCACUAUCCAUAACUAACAAGAGAUAGAUAGGGAAACCCACAAACCUUUGAGCUGUUAGUUUACAGAGAUGGCAGUUUCAUCACUCUCACUCAGCUUCAUCUCCAAACCAAAGUUCGGCGUGCAAAGUUGGGCGAGCCAAUCAGAACCCGCUGCUAUUUCUGCACAUGGGAUUCCCAAAUGCUCAAUCAACACUUCUUCUACUGAUGAACAGAAAUUUCAAUCUGUAAGCUGUAAAAGGAGGGAACUCGUAUUCGGAUUAGGUGCUCUCUCUGUGAACUCAUUUCCUAUAAGCCCCGUCUUUGCAGAAGAAAAACCUGACAACUAUGAAGUGUUUGUUGACAAGGUUGAUGGUUAUUCAUAUUAUUACCCCUCAGAUUGGAGAGAAUUUGACUUCAGAGGUCACGAUUCGGCAUUCAAGGAUAGCCAUUUGCAACUUCAAAAUGUGAGACUGAGUUUUAUACCAACAAAUAAAACUGAUAUCCAUGAUAUAGGACCAAUGGACGAGGUUGUUGCAAAUCUUAUAAAUAAUGUCUACUCUGCACCAACCCAAGUAGCAGAUUUAUUGAAUAUGCAAGAGAGAAAUAUCGACGGUAGAAACUACUGCACCUUCGAAUAUGUACUUACAUCUCCAAAUUUUGCCCGAGCAGCUUUUGCAACCAUAGCAAUUGGAAAUGGAAGAUACUACACAUUGAUUGUUGGAGCAAACGAAAGGCGGUGGAGAAAGUACCGGAACCAGCUUAAAGUUGUAGCCGAUUCCUUUAAAGUGUUCGACAUGAUCUGAAUGCGUUGUAUGUUCUUGCUAUUCCGAUCACAAUCUUGCAAAGAUUUGAAGUUACCAGUCUCUCUCUCUCUCUCUCUCUCUUUAUAUAUAUAUAUAUAUAUAUAUAUAUAUAUAUAUAUAUACAAGUAUGAAGAUGUUUCAACUGUCUACAUGUUAAUUUUGUUGAUGCUUUGUGUUCACUUGUUUCGUUAUAUAAAAAGAAAAUAAUGUACAUAUGUUUUGAUGCUUUAAGGCGCUUCAGAUUCAUGUAAAACUGAAACUCACUUAUGACUUUGCCUAUCUUGAUGCAGUUUAUUUUGUCUCUUCUUUUU